Molecule: messenger RNA, 8518 nt
Organism: Lethenteron reissneri (Far Eastern brook lamprey)
Lineage: Eukaryota; Metazoa; Chordata; Hyperoartia; Petromyzontiformes; Petromyzontidae
Biological process (GO): regulation of cell population proliferation; inflammatory response
Cellular component (GO): membrane raft; signaling receptor complex
Molecular function (GO): tumor necrosis factor binding; tumor necrosis factor receptor activity
Source: RefSeq, a predicted model, not a curated record
CACUUGAUUCUGGAAGGGUCGCUUUGCUUGUUCAAGACCAACAAGACCAAGCGGAGCUCACUCACGUUUUUAUCACAGUCGAAUCACUCUCACGCUCAUCCACACACUCUCACUCACUACUCACUCUCGCUAAUCCACACACUCUCACUCACUCUCACUACUCACUCUCACUAAUCCACACACUCUCACUCACUCUCACUUACUCUCGCUCAUCCACACACUCUCACGUACUUACUCUCGCUCAUCCACACACUCACUCUCACUCGCUCACUCUCACGCUAAUCCACACACUCACUCUCGCUCACUCAUACACACACUCACUCACACUCGCUCACUCUAACGCUUAUCCACACACACACUCUCACGCUUAUCCACACGCUCAAUCUCACACAUACACUCAAUCACUCUCACGCAUACACAAAGUCAAAUAUACCCCUAUAGCCUUAACAGACUGUUGGGACAGGUGCAAAUACACACCCCCUCCAUCUCACAAACAGACAGACACUCACUAACGCUCAAUCUCUCACAUACUCAGACACUCACAUUCCAUCACACAGUCAGACACUCACGCUUAAUCUCUCUUUCACACACUCAAACUCAAUCACACACAGACACAGACACUCACACGCACAUAGACACUCACACGCACACAGACACUCAAUCUCUCUCACACACUCAGACACUCACUCACACUCAACCGCACACACACAGACACAGACACUCACGCUCAAUCUCACACACGCACAGACACUCACACGCACACUCAGACACUCACUCACACUCAAUCUCUCUCACACACUCAGACACUCACGCUUAAUCUCUCCUUCACACACUCAAACUCAAUCACCCACAGCCACUCACACGCACACAGACACUCACACUCAAUCUCUCUCACACAAUCAGACACUCACUCGCACUCAACCGCACACAUACAGACACAGACACUCACGCUCAAUCUCACAAACGCACAGACACACGCACAUGACUGGCGGCCAACAAAGCGUCUCGAGCGACUGGGAGACUGAGAGGAGUUCGUGACGAGGAGCAGGAGAUCGUCAUGACCCCGUGGACAGCGAUGCUCCGUCUUUUGCUAAUGGUGCUAUUCCUGCAGGAACUGUCUGGCGCCAAGGAGUGUGGCGAUGGAUUCUACAAAUCAUCAAAUGAAGUCUGCUGUGAGCUGUGCCGUGCAGGGAUGCACAAAGUGAUGGACUGCAUAGGUGAAGGAAAGGGUGCCUUGUGUGAGCAGUGCCCUAAGGGCACAUUCAUAGACAGAGACAACCAGGAGAAGGUGUGUCCGUCAUGCAGCAGCUGUGGACCAGGCGAGGAGGCGGCUGUGAACUGCUCCGUGGCCCAGGACACGGUGUGUCGGUGCACGGAGGGGCUCAAAAGAGACGGCGACUCGGGAAUUUGUGUGCCUGAGGAGUUGGAAAACCAAGGUAACGCCACGUCAUUCGUGUUGGCAGCAGCCCUCAUCUUCGUCCUGACUGCACUCGUGUUUGUCAUAGUUUACUUCUACAUGAAACUAAAGGGGUUGACUUUUAAAAGGAUGUUGAAGCGAUCCGACACUACUCAUACAAAUAAUGAGCAUGAUGAAAAUCUACCGCUUGUUCUUGUCGUGCAAAAUGAACACAAGGUGCCAUUUGGAGUUCAGAGGAGCAAUGAGAACAGCGAGACAAUGCAACUCAUCCAAGAGAACAAAGAUAAUCUAAAGGUCUGGAUUGGAGUGGAUCCCUCUGCCUUCUUGGAGCAUCUCGAUGGCUUCAAAUUGAUUCCACGGCACGUUCACCAAGCGGCCGUCAUCAAGGGCGGAGAGGAGAGUGUUGAGCUCGUACUGGACCACUGCAUCUGCCAGGGAGAGGUGGGCUGUGAGAAGCUGUGGGAUGCCCUCUACUCUGUGAGGAAGCAAUACGUGCAUCUAUGGAAGUGGAUUCAGACACACGGUGAGGCAUUGAGAGCCGUUCAAGAUAAGGAGUCUGAUCUGAAGCUGUGGAUUGCCAGAGACCCCAAGCAUCUUCUGCUGCAGCUGAUGAGUCGUGGACGGAUCCCAAACGAGCUCUUCACCAAGGCCAAGAGCAUCCGGGAUGGCGCAGAGUGCGCAGAGCUGCUGCUCGACUACUUCGUUAAGAGAGGGAACGACGACUGCCUCAAGCUGCUCUUCGCUCUGCAGGCUGUGCAGGACGAGUAUUCUGGACUGAAGGAGUGGCUGGGAGGCCUUGACUUCCUCCGGAGACUCUCCAAGUCCCCCGUGGUUCUGAACAAGUACAGCGACUUUGUCCUCCGGGACAAAAUCCGCUUCAAGACGAGGGAGCUGCUCAUGGCGCUGCGCAACGACCUGACGCCUCUGCUCUCCCAACUGCAGAUCAGGAAUAUACUCACCGACAACAGUGUGCGGGCCGUGAAAGAAAUGCAAGUUCGGCAAGGCAGCGAGAAGGCGACACAGCACAUGGUGGAGUUGGUGAUGGCGAGGGGACGACCCAGGGUCAAGCAAUUCUGGGAGGCGCUGUGGGACCUCAGGGAAAGUUACCCAGACCUGGAGGACAUCUUUGAGAAGUUCUAAUGGAUGGAACCAGAAAGAGAGGGAAGACUGACAGCGACUAUGACUUGACGACAUCACAAGAGAUUGGUGCCAGAAAGAUGUGUCCACUACCUGAGCAUAGUGGCACGACAAGACAGGGAGAGGAAAGUGGAAACAAAUGACGAAACGUGCAGUGAACCACGACCUACGACUAUGGGGAUAUCUGCCCUAUGGAUCGUGAUGAUGAUGAAUGGAUGUGGGGGGGGGGGGGGUGCGUGGGGGUAGUUGUGGCCCAGUGGUUAGUGCACUGCACAAACCAAGGUGGCUAGGAUAUGUUAAUUACCGCGCCUCAUAUAUAGGACAGGAGGUCGUGGGUUCAAUCGCGACCCAGACGCCUGCUGUUUAUUUGUAGUUUGCAACAUCUCUCUCCCUGUGGUCACAUGGAUUUUUAUCCAAGUCCUCCGCUUUUCCUUUCCACAUGAAGAAUUCACGUGACAUGUUUAAGGGUAUUUGACUGCUAUAAAAUUCCACGUGAUGAUAAGAUUUUGUUGAGCUGUCAUUUCGGAUAGCCAUGUCGCUUCUGAAAAAGAGCUAUUGUAUAGCUCAUUGGGCCUUUACUUGUAAAAUAACAAAAAAGUUUUGAUAAUUUAUGAACCCAACUCCUCUGUCUGCUUCUUCCCUGGCACUGCUCUACUUUGUAAUUCCCUCCCAUCGUGUCUUGUGUCCCCCAAGUUUUUGUAACAACCCUUGCCCAAUUCAAGAAAUGUAUUGUCCAUUGCCAGCCAUGCAGAGGAAUGUGCAUGGUUGUCGUGUGGGGUGUUUAGUGAACGAGACCGGAUUAAUCGGUCCUAUUCAUUAAGAUUACUAUCUUUAAUCUUUGGUUCAUUUAAGUUAUGGUCGACUUAUUUUAACUUUGUUUUAUUAUUUUAUAAAUAGCAUCACGAUAUAUUUUAAAAUAUACAUUUAAUCACAGGCCAAGAAAGAUGUAUUCACUUGCUUUAGAUCGCUGCCACUUCCAGAGCAGACCACGUUGCCAGGCUUCCUCACUGCCAGGCCAGGGAUGCCUGAUAUGGCCAUGGUCGCCAUUUUUAAAAAAUGGCCGCGAGUAAUCAGCCCCGAAAAACAUUCGUAGAAGAUUACAAUUCUUGCUCGAUUAGUCAUCAUUAGUGAUGUCAUCACCUUACUGGAUUCAUCAUCAUCGGUGAUGACAUCACCUUACUGGAGUCAUCAUAGAGCAAGGCGAUGACAUCACUAAUGAUGACGAAUCCAGCAAGGUGAUAUCAUCGCCUUGCUCUAUUAUCUACAGUGGUGACAUCACCUUCACUCGAUUUAAGACCAGAAACAGGAAGACUUCUUUACAAUUCUGGCAAAUCCUCUGAUGAAGCUGUUGGUUGUUGUUGUUGUUGUAAUCGCCAGAUAAAUAUCACAGCAGUACUGAGGAAGGAAGGUCUCAGAAGUGUCAAAGGGGUCGCGUGUGGUAGGACAAACAGUGAUAUCUCCAAUGUUUUUUAAGGCAUCCGACUAGCAUGUAAGAGUAGGCGAAAUAUUUCCCACGGGGAGGGGCUUUCUUUUUGGGGCCCUAUGGUGGCUUGGAGAUGUUAACUACAUCGCCUGGUUUCCAGGAAGUUGUGGGUUCGACCCUGACGCCUCCUGUACAUUUGGAGUUUGCAUCACCCUCCCCGUGGUCGCAUGGAUUUUUCUCUGGGUCCUCCGGUUUUCCCUCCACAUUUAGGCAUUAACAUCACACGUUUAGAGUUUUUGGCUACUGCUAUCCAUUUCCACACGAUGUUGAUGAUAUCAGCCACUUCGUUGGGCUAUCAUUUGUGAUAGUCAGGUUCACUUCUAAAAGAAGAGAUAUGUACCUUAGUGGGGCCUUACCUGGUAAAAUAGUGCAACAUAUCCUCUGGGGGGAGGGGCUUUGUCGAUGCCCCUCUUGUGGAGGCCUUUCCACCAGUAGUGACCCACGUAAGUCAGUUCAAUACUGCCCCUUUACCUUCUAGAAUAUGUCUUGAUACUGGAGGAAUCUGAUGAACUAUAAAGCUCUUUUUUUCACAGAUGUCCAGUAUGACCCUUGAUAGUCAUACAGUCACGUCACAAAUUCCCUUCACUUCUAUUCACUCCCCCGAGUCUCUCUCCACGAACGACGUUUCGUCAACGGUGCUUAUGGUCGACACAUUUUAGAGCCCCCUGGGCUCUUACCAAAAUUUGCCAGCUCCCAGGGCCCUGAUUGGCCGACCCGUAGAGUUCAAACCGGCCAUUGGUACGGCAGGCACAUGAAGGUUACAGCCCAAUGACUUCCCUUGGUUGAAGUUCCACUGCAGUGGCCGUUUCAUUGUUACAUUGCCUUCCUGUCAACCCCUUAUCAGUGCCCCUACCUUAUUACAGACCAAUUCAGACCUUGCCCCGUGCCCUUAUAAAUCUCAACGCUCAUCCUAUAAUGUCCCAUCACAAGGGAGAAACAAAAACAAAUAGAUUUAACACAUUGUUGCAACGUAUUGAAACGGCUGUCCACCGCGUGGACCUGAAAACUACAUUUCCCUGUACAAGAAUACGGGUAAACCGUAUGGGUUGACAGCUGUGACAUUGCGUUCAAUGGUCCCGUGUUAAAGCCGGUGUUAGGCCGUGACGAUGUUAUCCAGGUCACUGAAGGGAGCUCCCCCUGGCUUGUGGAGCGAAACUCCGGACAUCGUGCACGAGCAACAACAACAACAACUCAGCCGUGGAACCCGAAAACACAUCGGAGGAGCUUUACAGCACAACCUGCGAAAAACCUACGCAGUGCAGUAUUUCAGAAUAGUAUUUUUUGUUAGGAUAGAAGCAACACAGAAUAAUAGUGUAUGCUGCGAUACGGACACACAGCUAUUUCGAGAGUGUUUGCAAGUUUAUAUUUAUUGAAACACUGUAAUACAUUUUUUAUACUAUAUAUUACGUAACACGAUUUAUGUUCCUGGGUAGUAAGUGUUCAUCUAUAAUUGCUUAUGUCUCAAAAGUAUCGAAAAUGGCUACUAUUCCCCACAAACUUUGCUUUUGUGACCAGGACAUUACGUAAAUGAAUGACACAAAUGCACACGUGUCCUCAUUGAAAAUAGGUACAUUUCAAAAUAUCACUGUCCUGGUCACAAAAGCAAAGUUUGUGGGGAACAAUAGCCAUUUUCUGUACUUUUGAGGCAUAACCAAUUAGGAAAUAACACUUACUACCCAGGAGCAAAAAGAUAAUACAUUUGUUACACAGUGUUAUCAAUGGAGUGGAUUAUUAACGUUGCUUUUGUGUCUUGGUCACAAAAGCAAAGUUUGUGGGGAAUAAUAGCCAUUUUCUGUAUUUUUGAGGCAUAAGCAAUUGGGAAAUAACGCUUACGACCCAGGGACAAAAAAUAUAUAUUUUUUGUUACACAGUGAUUCAGUCACCGUGGCCAAAUAAGCUAGUUAUAAAAGAAUACUCUCUAGACAGAAUCUCAACAAGUCCCAAGAAAAAGCAUUUGUUUUAUUUUACCAGGUAAAGCCUCACUGAGCUAUGUAUCUGUUUUUCAGAAGCAAAUGAGAGACGUAAAGAGGAAAUCGAUUCUCGGAUAAAACCGAACCCCCCCCCCCCCCCCCCCCCCCCCCCAGAAUCCGUGCCAAUUUGCUUCAGUACGGAUGCGAAUCUCUCAGCUGCCCGGCUAGUUUACACUUCACUCGCUGUGCGAUUCACAGGGACGUUUGUCCGAAUGUUGAACGAACCAGCGUCCAAUAAGCACGGAAAUAUACACCUUCCUGCAUAUCCCUGUGCAGAGCCUCGAAUCUCGGUGCUAUACAACGGCAGUGUAUGUGUAACGGCGUAAGUAGCGCAGGAGACGUCGACGGAGGCAACACGUAUUUAUUAACAAGAGCUACGAUACAGCACGUAGCGCACCCUAACACUUGAAGGGGUAACGGCCCCUUCACCCGGUUCUAUCCGAGGCAGUGUCCCUCAGCUAACGUUUCCCCGUUAGCUCCUACUACACCCCUCUAACCCAGACCAUCCUAGUGGAGGCUAACUGACCUGGCCCAGCUUCGGCUCAGGUCCGACCCUCAGCCACACGAGCCUGGCCCUCACAAGGACACAGACCUCGCUGCUCUGAGGUCGCCCCUGGCUUGCCCUGCUCGGCUCUUAUAAGAACUGGCAGACAGGACAGUCUCAGGGCUAGCUAGCUCCUCUUCAAUCUUCACUGGCUCUUGAUUCUCUUCUGCUCCAACGACUGCCUCGAGCUCUCUCGCGCACCGCCUUAUAUACCCAACUGCCCCCCCGAGGGGCGGGGCUGUAUGCGGACGUUGAUGUAGACACCCCAACGUAACGGCUUGCUACACCCCGGUACGUAAUACCUCUAUAUAUGUAUGAUAUAUAUGAUGCGUUCGCCCUUGUUUUCUAUUCCACGGUGUAGGUAGUUUUAAUUGUGUUUUUGUUUGAUUUGAAGAUAUUUUUUCGUGUUUUUACCUCAAACUGUGCUGAAAAAAAACUGUUUUGUAAUUGUUUUACUUUUGUAAUUUUUCAGUCGGUACCCUGAGCCAAUGAAGUAUUUAAGCAAAGGGGUUGGGUUGGGAAAUCUGCAGUCUGUGAGCCAGAUGUGACGCGGGACAUUAUUUCAAUGGCCACAUGAAAGCCAUACGUUUCUAACUGGCACUCAAGUUAUAUUUAUGCGUGACUACAAGCACUACAAGUGAACCUUAUGGCAGUACCCCGGGGUACCAUAGUACCCCGGCUCUCGCAUAAUGUUCGUGAUGCAGUCAUUUUUAGUCUGUUGAUGAUCGGCAAUGCGGCAAUCGACUCAUCUCGACGAGCUGUACACGAUGCACUAUUCAAAGUUGAAUUUUUCGAUAACGGAUUUUUCAUGCUAAUGUUUGGCGUUUCGACAUCGUGGAGGAGCACUGAUUUAGGAUUGAUUGGUACCCCAGUCGCGGAGUUAAGUACACCCCUGGAAAAAAGUGUCCCAGAAAUAAAAUAUUUAAUUGCCUCGGCCAUUUUGUAUUGUGUCACUACAACAUAUGUGCACACUAUUAUAUACUACACUGCUAUACACUACACUAUACACUACAAUACAACACAUCACUGUUAUACACGACACACUACACUAUAUGUUACAAUAUACUACACUACUAGACACCACUACUAGACUAGUAACAUGACACUAUACACUUUGGGUGAGUGGUGGGCAUCGGGUGAGUGGUGGGAGAGGUUAAUUGGGAUUUUGACAUGAAGCUACCAACGCGUGGGCGAACCCAAAAACAUCUGCCGAGAUAAUCGCCACAACAACAAAAAACUUUCUUAAAACUAUGUCAGUGCAUUUGUAGUGGGUCGUAUGGAGACGGAGUCUUCUUAGGAGGCAACACGUAUUUAUUUAACAAUAACGUGAACACACGGGGUCCCUAACAUAAAGGGGUAACGGCCCCUCCUACCCGACGACCUGAAGAGAUAUAGCCUCCGGGCUAACGUGCCCUAGUCACUGGGACCACCUAAUCUUAGCCCUCCGGCUAACAGGACCUAGGGGAGGCUGACCCGACCCAGCCAAGGGCUUAGGGUCUCGACCACUGGCCCACUUAGACCCGGCCCUGAUUAAGGACGUCUGGUCCGGGGACCCUCAAUGUCCUCGUCUUCAGGCGAGCUCUUCAGUGUUCAGCUUGACGCUGACUGCCGGAGCUGCUCUGGGGUCCGGCUUUUAUGGGGCUCCCAGGGUCACUCCACCCCGGCCACGCUCACUCUCUGGAACCUUCUGGAGGGACCUAGAUUGUUGCACAAUCCCCCAGCCCCCACCUCGAACCGCCCCCCAGAUUGCCUGACCCACGAGUCCAACUUGGUACAGACCGGACCCGCCAUUGCCCCCUGUUGGGCUCUGACUGGAGGUACAUAGUUUCCAGUAGUGGUGGCAGUUACAACACAUUGCCACACAAACCCCAUUGUAUAAGCAGGAGCUGACAAUACGCAGCCUACGGUGCUUUGUAUUACAUGAUGUUUGUACCAGACCUGAAUAAACAUAACAUGAUUUUUUUCCA